Molecule: messenger RNA, 1779 nt
Organism: Mobula hypostoma (lesser devil ray)
Lineage: Eukaryota; Metazoa; Chordata; Chondrichthyes; Myliobatiformes; Myliobatidae
Exons: 9
Coding region: 56-865 (269 amino acids)
Biological process (GO): biosynthetic process
Source: RefSeq, a predicted model, not a curated record
UCCCCACGACCACCGCCGAGCAGCCAAUGGAAGUAGGAUAAAUUGCACGGAUACUAUGAAGGCUAUUAUUCUAGCUGCUGGCUAUGGCACAAGAUUCAAUCGUGAUCUACAGAACGAUAAUAGUGGAGAUUUCAAGCAUCUCCAUGGCAUCCCUAAGCCCCUUUUACCAGUAGGCGAUCAACCACUCAUCAGUCAUUGGAUGACGACGAUAAAUAAAAUCAAGUCCAUCGACGCAGUUUAUGUUAUUACCAAUGAUGUCUAUUAUGCAAAAUUUGAAGAUUGGGCAAAGGAGUUCCAACUAGUCACAGUCCUAAGUGAUGGAACAACAAGCAAUGAGAAACGUUUAGGUGCAGUUGCUUGUCUUCAGCUUGUCAUUACUCAGUUUAACAUCAAUGAUCAUAUAUUGGUUCUUGGCGGGGACACAUUGUUCUAUGAGGACUUCAGUCUUUCGGAUAUCCUUGCAAAAUUUGCUGAGCUGCAGAAUAUUAACUGUGAAAGCAGUUUGGUUUUGUCAUACCCAUGCAAAGAUGAAGAAACCACAAAAUUUGGCAUCUUGGAAAUAAAUGAAAAGUUGCAAGUCACUGGAUUUAAAGAAAAACCCAGCUCUACCGAAACAACAUCUCGCAAUGCAUGCCCAUGCUUUUACAUAUAUUCAAAAAAUACAGUUCCAUUGAUUGCAAAAUUUCUUCAAGAGAAACAAAAUUCACCAUUGGAAGAGAGAGAUGCGCCUGGAAAUUUUUUGCUUUGGGUCUACACAAGGAAACCAGUGUUUGUCCAUCAUGUAUGUGGCCGAUUUGAUGUUGGAAAUCUUCCAUCAUACAUUGCAUGUACUAAGUAUUUCCAGAAGUCUUGUGGUGCAAUCUGAUUGUAAAGUUAUUAUUCAUUCCGAUUAAGUUCUUCUUAAACUUGUGACCAUUUCUUUUGUUAGUGUUAAUAGAGAACAUGGUCUGGCACCAAACAUUUAAUGAAGCCUAGCAAUUACGUGUUCUGAAUUAUUGUUUAAACUAAAUGUAGCACUGAACAACUACAAACCAGAAAUACACUUUUGUAGACUUCUCACCUUAGUUAAAUUUAAAGGAAUGCAUUUCUUCCUCAGUUGAACAGUGAUAGAAUGUCAGAAGAAUGAUGAAACAUCCUCAGCUUUUAAAAAUUUUCCAUAAAAUUUCUCAAGUGUUUAUAUAAUUUUUACUCUUUUUGAAUGGCGCGAUGAAAAUGUAUUUGUAAAUUAUAAACUUUAAGGCAAUUGUUUUGGAGAACAUGAGGUGAGAAAGGAACUUUUACUGAUCUUGCAAUCAAGUAUAGGGCUCAUGUUGGAAGAGUUAAUCUAUUCCAGUCCUACAAAAGCCAAAGUGUCUUCCUCUGAGAUGUACUUUCUAUUAUGCACAAGAUUAUAAAAAUUGAAAUUAUUAUUUUAAUUGUUAUGUUACUUUGGAACAGAUUUCAUACUGACAUUAGAAGUGAACUUAAUAAAAUGAAAUUCAGAAUAUUGUUUAGGUAGAGUUGACUGGAAGACUUAUAGAACUGAGGCAUAUUGAUAGAAUUUCAAACAACCUUUUAUAUCAGACAAAUAAUAAGAUUUAUAUUUAUACCUUGCUGGCAGUGAACUGUAUAUCGUUAAAGUAACCAUACAUGACUAUCACCAGUAUUUUGUUUUAAUAAAAUAAUAUACAUUUUAUAACUACAAAGAGAGAUUUAUAUUUUGCAGGGAUGCUUAAUGUAUUUAGGACAACUUAGAGGUGCCAAAUUUCAUGUAAUUUUUUUUGUAUCAAAUAAACUGGU